AAUGGACAAAGGGCAGAGUCAACCACCAUUUUGUACCACUCAUUGCAACAAGAAUCGACAAGUCCAAAAGGUUAUCAGUGAAGCAUAUUUAAACUCAGUCGUCCAUAGAAGUGUGCGCUAGUGACUGCAAUACUACGAAAAGCAAAAGGUAUGGACGUUGACACUAGCCUGAAAACCGUCGGGGAGUUGGGAAGGUUGCAAACCGCAAACUUUCUCCUCUUUGCAGUCUGCAUAACAUUUGCAUCCAUCCAAAGCAACUCCAUAGCGUUCACGAUCGACCAAUCGGUGGAGCACUACUGUAAACCACCGCCGGGCUUCACAGCCAAUCAGACAUCACCUCUCAUCAACAAAGAUGGCCGAGAGGCAUUUGCCGGCUGUGAGAUGUACGAUGUGCUGAACGGGACUCUUACGAAUAACCUGACGACUUGCCAAUAUGGCUGGGAGUACCCGUCUGAAUACGGAGCAACGAGCAUUGUGACUGACCUUAAUCUCGUGUGCAGCCGAAGCCUCUUAGCUGGUACUCUGAUGUCGAUGCACUUCGCCGGUUUCCUUGUCGGCUGCUUCGUGACCGGCCAAGCGUCCGACAUGUUUGGUAGGCGCACGGUUUGCAUGACAUCGUUGCUCCUUAGUAGUCUCCUCGGCAUGUCCAUUAGCUUCAUCUGGAAUCUUGAGCUCAUGAUGGCUGCCCGGUUUCUCCUUGGACUGGUACUCCCGGGAAACACCCUCGUAGUUUUUGUCCGAAUAGUGGAGAUGUACUCGACAAAGAAUCGUUUGCUUGCGAACCUGCUCGUCACCUUUGGCUGGGUCCUCGGUCUGAUGCUGGUGGCUCCUUUGGCGAUCCUUCUGCCCAACUGGAGGGACCUACAGCUUGUAGUGUCUCUGGCGUGCAUCCCACUGCUGCCAUUACAUUGGUUUUUCUCUUACGAAUCUAUUCGCUGGCUAGUUCAGAAAGGUCAAGUGGACAGGGCGGAGUCCAUUCUACAAAAGAUUGCCAAAUCCAAGCACAUCAACUGCGAUGGAGGCUUCCUUUUGUCGAAGCCGAACGAAGGUAUCGGGCUUAACGAAACGGACUUGUUGACAGCUGAAGAAGCAGACGGCAAAGGAGACACGUCUCCCGCUGCAGACAGUGGAAUAAACAAGAUAGUUUGCACUCAAAGAAGGCGACACUACUCUGUUCUUGACCUCUUCAAGACGCGGACUCUCGUCAAGUACUCCCUGAUUAUAUUUCUCUGCUGGUUUGUUAUGAACAUGUUGUACUUCGGAUUCAUGGUCUACUCUACUAGUCUGGCUGGAAAUAAGUACCUCAACUUUUUCCUGUUGGCCCUCGUUGAGGCACCGAUGUCUAUUGUGAAUUUCUUCAUCCUUAAAAGGUUUGGCCGUAGAAGGCCGCUGAUCAUUUUCUUCUUCGCGUGUGCUGUGUUUUGCUUUAUCGCAGGGUUCCUACCCACUAAGACAGCGCAAGGUACAGAUCUCGCUGCGUUAAUUGUUGCCAUGACCAUGCUGGGCAAGUACUUUGCCGGUGCUACCUAUGAGGUGACUAUGCUGAUAGGAGCAGAGGUGUUCCCAACAGUAUUGAGAAAUAUUGUAACUGGGAGCUCGGCAACGGUGGGCAAAACGGCUACAAUCAUAGCUCCGUUCAUCGUGCUGUUGAAAGGUGUGGUGAGCUUCCUGCCCAUGACCAUAUUUGGCACGCUCUCGCUGGUAGCCUCUCUAUGUGUGUUCUUUCUUCCCGAAACCAGGAACAAACCCCUGCCAGAGCAGUACGGAGACACUGACAAGUUAGCCCAAGAUCGAGAGAGCGCCAUCUAGUGAACAAUACUGGACAUCAA
Patiria miniata (bat star) is the source of this 1829-nucleotide messenger RNA. Its product is annotated as organic cation transporter protein-like. NCBI's taxonomy places the organism in Eukaryota, Metazoa, Echinodermata, Asteroidea, Valvatida, Asterinidae. Gene Ontology annotation, molecular function: transmembrane transporter activity. Gene Ontology annotation, biological process: transmembrane transport. The transcript has 10 exons. The record is from RefSeq and is a predicted model, not a curated record. The coding region runs from base 151 to 1809 and encodes 552 amino acids. Gene Ontology annotation, cellular component: membrane.